Lactuca saligna is the source of this 360-nucleotide messenger RNA. NCBI's taxonomy places the organism in Eukaryota, Viridiplantae, Streptophyta, Magnoliopsida, Asterales, Asteraceae. The record is from the annotation of a GenBank genome assembly.
AUGGUUUUGUUUGCUGAGUUGCAGUUCAACCUUGAAGAAGAAAAUAUACUUGAUGAGUUACUCAUGUCGGGUAAACAAUUGAAGAUUCUUAACUCUAAAAUGAAUUAUAUUCUUCAAUUUUUGGUUGAUAUUGGUUGCAUGAACUCAGUUAGUAUUGUUGAAGUUAAAUAUCUACUAAAGUCCCAAGAAUCUCGACCAAAAAUCUUCAUUGAAAAUGUUGAUAAGAGACAUGAAGAGAGGAUGGCAACUCAAUCUAUAAAUUUCGAUCAUGAAAUUUCUAAACUUUUUCAUGUUGCGAAAGAGCAUCAUGAACUCUUUAUGAAACAAGUGUCUGAUAUGAAAGCUUCUCUUGAGCUCUAG